CAACACCGUCGCGCUCUCAACCAUGGAGACCAUCGAGCAACUAGACACUGAUAUCAGCGACCUUCACACCCGCAUCGCAACCCUGCGUGCCCACCGCGCAAACCUAUCCUCAAUCCUCCUCUCGCAACCCCACCUCGCAGCGCGUCUCCAACCCGGCAACCAACGCGACAAACCAACAGAAACCGCACAGCGCCUCAUCAAGCAACAAUCCGCACGCAACCUCGAAAACAUACAUCGUGCCUGUGCCGGCGUAACAGCCUACAAAGUGCAAGAUCCCGACCCGCACGCGGUAAACAACGGCAACAUACUCGGCGUGCGCAUCGAUGUGUCGAUCGGCGGCAAGUUCGUCGAGACGUACCACGUCCUACUCGCCUUCCAGGAGCGCGAGAGUGAGAGCGACAAGGUGCUGCGGAUACAUAAACACACUAUUCCGCCGUGCAUCCCUCUCCAACAGCUGGCAAACAGGUGGUUGCCAAGUAGCAGUAAAGACGUCGAGGACGCCACGCAUCCAGAGCAGGAUCUCGUGCACUUUGGACGGUCGCUUCGGAAAGAGCUGGUCGGAUGGCAUAUGCGCGUGCAAGCCGUUGAAGACCUGAGGAAAGAGGCAGGCUUGCCCGAUUCGCGGUUGAAAGGAGACGGGCAGGAUACAUUUGGAAUUGAGUCUACAGCCGGGAUUCUGAAUGCAUUUGUUAGCGACGACGAUGCUAGCUCAGAUGCUGAAGAGGCGGAAGAGGAGGAGGACGGAAUCAUUCGCAUCCUCGAUAUCGAGUCCGACGCUGCGGUUAGACAGGUCACUAUCACUUGGUCCGAUAGACGGACGGCAGUCAUAAAUAUCAACAAGGAUGGCACGGUCGAGAAAGCUGUGUGUCGGACGAAGGGUGGGGGUCGCGAUGUGGCUCGUAGCAGGAAGGCUGUUGGGCCGUUGAGGGGGCUGGUGCAGAGAUUAAUGGCGUAAGAGAGAAGUCACCGACAUCCCAAUAUGCGAGGAUGAGCAAAAAGGCGUUUGGGAUAAUGGAUAAUUGGAGCUGGCGUUAAGAGGCUUUAGGGCUUUUGUUUGUGAUACCCGCAUUUUGCAACGCGUUAUUUAUGAAUCAAGAAUUAGGCGUACAUGUACUGAAUGGAUUACAUAGUCGAAAAAUAGAACUUUGGUCAGAGAAUAC
This is a messenger RNA of Cucurbitaria berberidis CBS 394.84, 1160 nucleotides long. RefSeq lists its product as uncharacterized. The record is from RefSeq and is a predicted model, not a curated record. The coding region runs from base 23 to 955 and encodes 310 amino acids. The transcript has a single exon. NCBI's taxonomy places the organism in Eukaryota, Fungi, Ascomycota, Dothideomycetes, Pleosporales, Cucurbitariaceae. Gene Ontology annotation, cellular component: kinetochore; Mis6-Sim4 complex.